AUGGAUGGCAUGCACCUCUACAACCUGACGCUGCAGCCGUCCGGCAGCGUCCAUGCGACAGCAGUAGGGCAGUUCUCCGGAACAAGGCAGCAAGAGAUCGUAGUCGCAAAAGGCAGUCGUCUCGAACUUCUCCGACCAGACACGCAGACGGGCAAAGUGGAGAUCAUCGUCUCCUCGGAUGCGUUCGGUGUGAUCCGCAGCCUCGCCGCCUUCAGGCUGACCGGUGGAUCCAAGGACUAUCUCAUCGUCGGCUCCGAUUCAGGCCGUAUUGUGAUCCUCGAAUACCAGUCCACCAGCAACUCGUUCGACAAGGUACACCAGGAGACGUUUGGGCGCUCAGGUUCGCGCCGCAUCGUACCGGGCCAGUAUCUCGCCACCGACCCAAAGGGACGUGCGACCAUGAUCGGCGCCAUGGAAAAGGCCAAGCUCGUCUACAUCCUCAAUCGCGACGCCGAGGCCAACCUCACCAUCUCGAGCCCGCUGGAGGCCCACCGUCCCAAUGGCAUCAUUCACCACAUCGUCGGCGUGGAUGUGGGAUUCGAGAACCCGCUCUUUGCCUGUCUCGAGGUCGACUAUUCGGAGUCAGAUAGAGACGCAUCAGGACGAGCGUUCGAAGAAGCCGAAAAGACCCUGACGUACUACGAGCUGGAUUUGGGGCUCAACCAUGUGGUGCGCAGGUGGGCAGAGCCGGUGGACCCGCGCUCGAAUCUGCUCAUCCAGGUGCCGGGCGGCUACAACCAGAACCAGGAAAAGUGGGACGGACCCAGCGGAGUCUUGGUCUGCAGCGAGGACUACAUCACCUACAAGCACCAGGACCAGCCGGAACACCGCGUGCCCAUUCCGAAGCGCCUCAACCCCAUCGAGCGCCCCAACGAGAGGCGGGGAACGCUGAUCGUCGCGAGCGUGCUGCACAAGAUGAAGAACGCCUUCUUCUUCCUGGUGCAGACCGAGGACGGCGAUCUGUUCAAGAUCACCAUGGACCACCAGGACGACGAGAUCCGCGCACUCAGGAUCAAGUACUUUGACACGGUGCCCGUCGCCUCGGGGCUGUGCAUCCUGCGAUCCGGAUUCCUGUUUGUUGCGUCCGAGUUCGGGCCGCAACUGCUGUACUCGUUCCAGAAACUGGGCGACGACGACGAGCUGCCCGAGUACAUCUCGACGGACUACGACGACUACGGCGCGGGGCGGAGGCGGCCGCAGCUGCCGACGUUCACACCGCGUCCGCUGGACAAUCUGGUGCAGGUGGACGAGGUGCCGAGCCUCGACCCCAUCCUGGACGCCCUGCCGCUCAACCCGCUCGCCUCGGACUCGCCGCAGAUCUUUGCGGCGUGUGGCCGCGGUGCGCGCAGCAGCUUCAAGAUGCUGCGGCACGGACUCGAGGCGCUCGAGGCAGUGAGCUCGGAUCUGCCCGGUGUACCCAGUGCGGUGUGGACCACCAAGAUCACGCGCCGCGACGAGUACGACAGCUACAUCAUCCUGAGCUUUGUCAACGGCACGUUGGUGCUGAGCAUCGGCGAGACGAUCGAGGAGGUGUCGGAUAGCGGCCUGCUCACGUCGUCGGCGACGCUGGCGGUGCAGCAGCUCGGCGAGGAUGCGUUGCUGCAGGUGCAUCCGCACGGCAUCCGACACAUCCUGGUGGACAAGCAGAUCAACGAGUGGGUUACGCCGAGCCUGCCCAACGGCCGACAGACGACGAUCGUGGCGACGUGCACCAACGAGCGCCAGGUGGUGGUGGCACUCAGCAGCAACGAGCUGGUGUACUUUGAGCUCGACAUGGACGGUCAGUUGAACGAGUACCAGGAGCGCAAGGCGAUGGGAGCGCCCGUGCUGACGAUGAGCAUGCCCGAAUGUCCCGAGGGUCGACAGCGCACGGCGUACCUCGCGGUGGGCUGUGGCGACUCGACCGUACGCAUCAUUUCGCUCGAGCCAAGCUCGACGCUGGCAUCCAUAUCGAUCCAGGCACUCACCGCGCCUGCGUCGAGCAUCUGCAUGGCCGAAAUGCACGACAGCACCGUCGACCGCCACCACGCCACGACGUUUGUCAACAUCGGCCUGCAGAACGGCGUGCUGCUGCGCACCGUGCUCGACGGCGUCACGGGCCAGCUGACGGACACGCGCACGCGCUUCCUGGGCAGCAAGGCCGUGCGUCUCGUGCGCACCAGGGUGCACGGUCAAACGGCCGUCAUGGCUCUCAGCACGCGCACGUGGCUUUCGUUCACCUACCAAUCGCGCGUCCAGUUCACGCCGCUCAUCUUUGAUGCACUCGACCACGCAUGGUCGUUUAGCGCCGAACUGUGUCCCGACGGCCUCAUCGGCAUCGUGGGCAGCACGCUGCGCAUUUUCACGAUCGCAUCGCUCGCGAGCAAGCUCAAGCAGGACUCGGUCGCGCUGUCGUACACGCCGCGGCGCAUGGCAAGCCAUCCCGACGGCCAGGGGUUGUUCUACGUCGUAGAGGCGGAUCACCGAACGCUGUCGCCCGGCGCGCAGAGGAGACGCGUCGAGGCGCUUGAGAAGGAGCUAAAGCCGCACCAGCGAGGCGUGCUCGAUCUGGACCCGGCCGAGUUUGGCUCGAUCCGCGCCGAGGCGGGCAACUGGGCGAGCUGCGUGCGCGUCGUCGACGGCGUCAAUGCACAGACGACAUACAGGAUCGAGCUGGACGACAACGAGGCGGCAUUCAGCAUUGCUGCGGUGCCGUUUGCGAGUGCGGACAAGGAGCUGUUUGUCGUCGUCGGCUCGGCGGUCGAGGUGGUCAUGUCGCCGCGCUCCUUCAAGAAGGCGUAUCUCACAACAUACCGUCUCGGCAACGGCGGUCGGGAGCUGGAGGUGGUGCACAAGACCGAGGUGGACGAUGUGCCGCUGGUGCUGCGCGCGUUCCAGGGCCGUCUGUUGGCGGGCGUGGGCAAGGCGCUGCGCAUCUACGAGCUGGGCAAGAAGAAGCUGCUGCGCAAGUGCGAGAACCAUUCGUUCCCAACGGCGAUCGUGGCGUUGGAUGCGCAAGGCUCGCGCAUCGUGGUGGGCGACAUGCAGGAGAGCGUGAUCUUUGCGUCGUACAAGCCGCUCGAGAAUCGGCUGGUGACGUUUGCCGACGACAUUAUGCCGCGGUACGUGACGCGGUGCACGAUGCUCGACUACGACACGGUGGCGGCGGCGGACAAGUUUGGCAACGUGUAUGUCGUGCGCAUCGACACCGACACCAGCCGCAGUGUCGACGAGGACGUGACGGGCAUGACCACAAUGCACGAGAAGCCGCUGCUGAUGGGCGCCGCGCACAAGGCGACGCUGCUGGCGCACUACUUUGUGGGCGACAUCAUCACGUCGCUUUCGCGCGCCGUCAUGGUACCCGGAGGCCGAGAGGUGCUGCUCUACACGGGCAUCAGCGGUACGAUUGGUGCGCUUGUGCCGUUUGUCAGCAAGGAAGAUGUCGACACCAUGACGACGCUCGAGAUGCAGCUGCGCCAGCAAAGCGACAGCCUGGUCGGCAGAGACCAUCUGGCGUACAGGAGCAGCUAUGCGCCCGUCAAGCACGUCAUUGACGGCGACCUGUGCGAGUCGUUCGGCCUGCUUCCACCCGCCAAGCAGAGCGCCGUGGCUCAGGAGCUCGAUCGCAAACCCAGCGAGGUCAACAAGAAGCUCGCCCAGCUCAGAGAAGGUGCCACUGGCUUCUGA
Molecule: messenger RNA, 3666 nt
Organism: Moesziomyces antarcticus
Lineage: Eukaryota; Fungi; Basidiomycota; Ustilaginomycetes; Ustilaginales; Ustilaginaceae
Product: pre-mRNA-splicing factor rse1
Exons: 1
Coding region: 1-3666 (1221 amino acids)
Biological process (GO): mRNA splicing, via spliceosome
Cellular component (GO): nucleus; U2 snRNP
Molecular function (GO): U2 snRNA binding; protein binding
Source: RefSeq, a predicted model, not a curated record